AGAAAUUUUUAAAAAAAUUGGACCCAAUUCCCCGAGUCCCCAACGCACUUGCCUCUAUUCGGCGGAAAGGGUGGGCGAGGGGUAGCUCGCCCGAUCUAGAUCUCCGCUGCCUCUUCGAUCAGAGCUCGCGAUCGACCGUCGUCGCGGCGGCGGCGAAUCCGGCGAUGGCGUCGCAGGUGUACCUCGACAAGAUGCAGCUCCGGCAGAGCUACCGGAAUUUCUGGCACGUCGAUCUCAUGAGCACCAUGAAGGCCGACUUUCCCUUUUGUUGCCUGGCGCUGGGGUGUGGGCCAUGUGUUUCUUACAUGCUCCGCAAACGAGCUCUUUAUAAUGACAUGACAAGGUAUGUCUGCUGUGCUGGCUAUCUCCCAUGUAGUGGCAGAUGUGGAGAGAGUCGAUGCCCGGAGUUUUGCCUUUGCGCUGAGGUUUUCCUAUGCUUUGGUAACUCAGUUGCCUCAACCCGCUUCUUGCUGCAAGAUGAGUUCAACAUACAAACGACUCAGUGCGAUAACUGCAUUAUUGGAUUUAUGUUCUGCCUCCAACAAAUUGCGUGCAUUUUCUCAAUUGUUGCGAUGAUUGUUGGAAGUGAUGAAAUCCAGGAAGCUUCCCAGAUAUUGUCCUGUCUGUCUGACUUUGUAUACUGCACGGUCUGUGCAUGCAUGCAGACACAACAUAAGAUCGAACUGGAUAAGAGAGAUGGCAAGUUUGGGCCAUCACCAAUGAUGGCAGUGCCUCCAGUCCAGCAGAUGUCACGCAUCGAUCAGCCUAUUCCACCUCCUGUUGGAUAUACACCCCAGCCGGCAUAUGGGCAACCUUACGGGUAUCCACCACCUCCUCAGGGUGGAUAUCCACCUGCUUAUCCCCAAGCUGGUUCUUACCCGCCACCUGGUUAUCCUGCUGGUUACAAGUAGAGAAUAUUUGCAUCAAUUGGAAACUGAGAUUCAGGUUGAGCUUUCAAAGGCGUGUGAGCAUAUACAGUGUAGAGAUUUCUAGUCAUUUUCUUGAUCUCCAGAUACUCUUAUGAGCUGGUUUACUGUGUUUUCUGAGAGUGGUAAAUUGUUAUAAGUUGGUACGUUGAAUAUGCAUAGAAACAAUAGUCUGAUGACUUUUCUGCAGCUCCUUCUCUGUUGCGUAUACUAGCAGAAUUUUCAUUAU
Molecule: messenger RNA, 1155 nt
Organism: Phoenix dactylifera (date palm)
Lineage: Eukaryota; Viridiplantae; Streptophyta; Magnoliopsida; Arecales; Arecaceae
Source: RefSeq, a predicted model, not a curated record